Salpingoeca rosetta is the source of this 941-nucleotide messenger RNA. RefSeq names its product arginine kinase. Gene Ontology annotation, biological process: phosphocreatine biosynthetic process. Lineage: Eukaryota; Choanoflagellata; Craspedida; Salpingoecidae. The transcript is spliced from 2 exons. Gene Ontology annotation, molecular function: creatine kinase activity. Bases 1 to 939 code for a protein of 312 amino acids. The record is from RefSeq and is a predicted model, not a curated record.
AUGCAGCCCGCGGACUACGACCGGUUCAAGCCGUUCUUCAGCAAGGUGAUUGCGGACUACCACGGCGUUGCCGAGGAUGCCAAGCACGUGAACAGCUGGGACCUGUCUGGGGUUGAGGGCCUUCCUGAGGGCGGCAAGCUCGACCUUGCGGCACUUGGGCUGCCAGCCCUGAGCAUGCGCGUGCGCGUUGGACGCAACCUUGCUGACUUCCCACUGCCAGGCGCCAUGACGCAGGAGGACCGCGUCAGCCUCGAGAAGAAGAUGUGCGAGGCGUUUGAGAAGCUCAAGGCAAUGCCCGAGUACGGGGGCGGGUACAACUCGCUGACGCCCGGGCACCCGGACAAGAUCAGCGACGAGGAGUACAAGCAGCUGGUGGCGGACCACAUCAUGUUCAAGGACAUGGCGGCAGACCCGUACCUGGCGAGCGCGGGCAUUGCGUCUGACUGGCCGUACGGGCGCGGGUGCUACGUGUCUGAGGACCGCGGGUUUGUGAUCUGGGUUGGCGAGGAGGACCACCUGCGCAUCAUGUGCAUGAAGAAGGGCACGGUGCUGAACGACGUGUUUGACCGGCUCAAGACGGCGCUUGAUGUUGUGAGCGGGAUUGAGGGCCUGUCGUUUGCCAUGUCGCCAGACUACGGCGUUGUGACGAGCUGCCCGACGAACCUGGGCACGGGGAUGCGCGCGAGCGUGCACAUUGGGCUUCCGAAGCUGACGGCUGACGGGACAGAUGCCAAGGCGAAGGAGGUGUGCAAGCCGCUUGGGCUGAGUGUGCGCGGGAUUGGCGGAGAGCACACGCCGAUUGGCGAGGGCGGUGUGUGCGACAUCUCGCCACGCGCGCGCUUCUGCAUCACGGAGGCGGAGAUCAUCUGCGCGCUGUACAAGGGCAUCAAGCUGCUCAAGGAGAAGGAGGACGCGGCCAGCGACGAGUCCACGGCUUGAUC